UGCAUCUGCGCACACACAAACAUAUACAGCAUGGCUGCCUUGUAAACAAUUAAUUAAAGACUGCAGAGUUUAUGUAGUCGGAGCUCUUUGUGUACAACGUGCAAACAGGCAUUCUUCAUCAGAUUACUACAGAGCCCGCUUUUCUCCCUUCUCUCGUCUUUUUCUGUGUUUGAAUGGAGAAGCUGGAUACCCUGGAUCCUGCACACCCUGUGCCGACUGCAGGGCCCGUUACUGGGGUUUCUGUUGCCAAGACGGCAGGGGCUGAGGGAGACGAGGCGGCGGUGGCAGCGGUCAGCUCCAAACUGUUUCGGUGUGCGUGUGUGAGACGUUGGGUACCACUGGUCUACAGAGAGGAACUUUACCAAGUCUUACGCCUCACAGGCCCAUUGCUGGUGUCUCGGAUUCUGAACUUCCUCAUGCCAUUUGUUGUCACCAUAUUCUGUGGUCACAUCGGCAAUGCAGAACUGGCUGGAUAUGCACUGGCCUCAGCGACUUUUAAUGUGACCACAUGUUCAAUAGGCCAUGGCCUCGCCUUGGCUUGUGACACACUAAUUUCUCAGACAUUCGGUGGUAAGAACAUGAAACGUGUGGGGGUUAUUCUCCAAAGGAGCACUCUGAUCCUGCUGCUGUUUUGUCUGCCCUGUUGGGGCAUUCUCAUCAACUCUUACCAUUUGCUGAUGCUCAUGCAUCAAGAAGAUGAGGUGGCGAGAAUUGCCCAGCUGUAUGCUACAGUAUUUUUACCUGCUGUUCCAGCCAUGUUCCUGCACCAGCUGCAAGUUGCCUACCUUCAAAACCAAGGGAUCAUUCUGCCACAGAUGUACACAGCUGCAGCAGCAAACCUUUUGAACCUGGGGGCCAACUACGUCUUAAUCGUCAGCCUCGAGUUAGGAGUCGUUGGAUCGGCAAUUGCUAGCAGCCUCUCUCAGAUCAACAUCUGCCUCCUGUUGUUCGGCUACAUCCGAUGGAAGAAGCUCCAUCAGCAGACAUGGGGAGGCUGGUCCACUGAUUGUCUGCAGGAGUGGGGCUCUUAUAUGAAGCUGGGUGUUCCCAGUGCAUUCAUGACCUGUUUUGAAUGGUGGAUCUGGGAGGUUGGAGGUUUCCUUGCUGGUGCACUCGGGGAGGUGGAUCUCGCUGCCCAGCAUGUGUUGUUGGAAAUAGGAGCCAUAAUAUACAUGUUCUAUCUAGGUGUCCAUGCAGCUGCUUGUGUGCGUGUUGGGAAUGCUCUGGGGGCUGGAAACACUUCCAGGGCCAUAGUCACCUCCAAAGUGGCCCUGGUUCUUACAGCAAUACUUGCUGUGCUGCAGGGUAUCGUCCUCGCUGGCUGUAAGCACAUCCUUGGCUACAUAUUUACCUCUGAUGAAGCCAUUGUGGAGACCGUCUCAAAGAAUAUCAGCGUCUACACAUUUGUACAGUUCUUUGAUGCACUUUUGUGCGUCUGCUCAGGGAUUCUUGUGGGAUGUGGGAUGCAGAAAAUUGCCGCCUUGUCCAACCUGGUGUGCUACUACUUUAUCGGCCUGCCAGUGGGAGUCGCUCUGAUGUUUGCUGCCGAGCUCAGAGUAUUCGGCUUGUGGGUGGGUCUCUUAAUUUGUGUUGUCAUCGAGGCGGGUUUCUUCCUCUUAAUAAUCUUCAGACUCAACUGGAAGAAAGUCACACACAAGGCUCAACUACGUGCUGGGGGGAAAGUGGCAGCCAUCCCAAAGACUCCUGCUCGGACAGUGCUGAAUGAAGCCAUGGUGUCUGAAAUUGCGGACAGCCUUAACACAGCCCAGUUGGAUGGCGAAGACACCCCAGACGGCUACAGUCCAGUCACCACCCAGGAUCAGGAGAUGAAAGCAGGUUAUGAGGCUGUGAACAAGAACACAAAUGCAGGAGGAGCUGAGGGGGAUGCUGAGCAGAGUAAAAAGACUUCAAACACCAAAACUCAAGCACCGCUUUCUGUCACUCAGCUGAUCUUGCGGCGGGGACUAACCUUAUCGAUUUUAGUUCUCAUUUUGGGCAUAGGUGUGGCUUUCCACAUUGCCUACCCUGUGCCUGCGCCCUCCGCCCAGAGCAAGGCCAACUUUACCCUAAAUGGGGCUAAUGACUCCACUCCUACACCACUGGCUCCACUGUACCCAACCCAAAACUUCUGAGCUAUCUUUGACCUCUGAAUGUAGACAUCUGGUGGCUCAACACAGCUCUUACAAACUGGCAUUUAGAUCUCCAAGGCAGAAAACAUUGAAUUCAUAGUUUAUUCAUCAACCUGGGUUGUUAUUUUGUAAAACUACCGCCUGGGUAACACUUUAUUUUAAGGUACACCUAUUCACCAUUAAUUAAUUAAUUAAUUAAUAAGGUGGUAGUACCCCAAGAAUAGUUAUUCUCCCUUAAUACCACUUAAUGAAUAUGGUCUGUUCUUACAUAACAAAACACAAAACUACAAAUAUUAAUAGUGUCAAAAUAACUCUAAAUUAAGUCUUUGUUACUUAGAAUAUGUUCCCCAUACUAAAGUGACAUCUUGAUCAUUACUAAUUCACUAAUAGUUGAACACUUAUUAACCAACACAUGUUCCCUAAUCUAAAGUUGCCUCCUUUUCACAAUUAGUUAAUAUGUUAUAGCACAUAACUACUGCAAUAAACAAGUGAUGGGUUACACCUUUGAAAAAUG
Plectropomus leopardus (leopard coralgrouper) is the source of this 2643-nucleotide messenger RNA. RefSeq names its product solute carrier family 47 member 1 (gene slc47a1). The record is from RefSeq and is a predicted model, not a curated record. Gene Ontology annotation, biological process: xenobiotic detoxification by transmembrane export across the plasma membrane. Lineage: Eukaryota; Metazoa; Chordata; Actinopteri; Perciformes; Serranidae. Gene Ontology annotation, cellular component: membrane. Gene Ontology annotation, molecular function: xenobiotic transmembrane transporter activity; antiporter activity.